Salarias fasciatus (jewelled blenny) is the source of this 1475-nucleotide messenger RNA. RefSeq names its product sorbitol dehydrogenase (gene sord). NCBI's taxonomy places the organism in Eukaryota, Metazoa, Chordata, Actinopteri, Blenniiformes, Blenniidae. The record is from RefSeq and is a predicted model, not a curated record. The transcript has 9 exons. The coding region runs from base 90 to 1154 and encodes 354 amino acids. Gene Ontology annotation, molecular function: zinc ion binding; L-iditol 2-dehydrogenase (NAD+) activity. Gene Ontology annotation, biological process: D-sorbitol catabolic process.
CCGCCGCCGCCGGACUCUGAUCUGACAGCAGCUUUAAAGCCAGUGUCGGGCGGGGACGGCCCGGCGUGUUGUGUCUGCAGAGGUCGGUCAUGGCGCAGGAGAAUCUGACGCUCGUGCUGCAGGCUCGAGGGGACCUCCGGCUGGAGAACCGUCCAGUUCCAGAACCGGGACCUAAUGAUGUUGUUCUGCAGAUGCACUCUGUGGGGAUCUGUGGGUCGGAUGUGCAUUACUGGCAGCACGGCCGGAUCGGGGACUUCGUGGUCACUAAGCCGAUGGUGCUGGGGCACGAGGCCUCUGGGCGGGUGGUGAAGGUCGGCUCAGCGGUCAAACACCUGAAGAUAGGUGACAGAGUGGCCGUUGAGCCAGGAGUGCCACGAGAGAUGGACGAGUUCUUCAAAAACGGACGCUACAACUUGUCGCCUACUAUUUUCUUCUGCGCCACGCCCCCCGACGACGGGAACCUGUGUCGAUUCUACCGGCACAGCGCCAACUUCUGCUACAAGCUGCCUGACAACGUCACGUUUGAGGAGGGCGCUCUGAUCGAGCCUCUCUCCGUGGGGAUCCACGCCUGCCGCCGGGCCGGCGUGACGCUCGGCAGCACGGUGCUCAUCUGCGGCGCAGGACCGAUCGGGUUGGUGUCUCUGCUCGUGGCCAAGGCCAUGGGAGCAUCAAAGGUCAUCGUCACGGAUCUGUCCGCAGAGCGUCUGGCGAAGGCCGAGGAGCUCGGCGCAGAUUUUCACCUCAAAGUGACCAAAGCCGACGGACCCCAGCAGGUUGCCAAGAGUGUGGAGGACUUGUUGGGAGCGCAGCCGAACUGCAGCAUCGAAUGCACCGGCGCCGAGAGCUGCCUGCAAACUGCCAUUUAUUCGACCCGCUCCGGAGGCGUGGUGGUGGUGGUGGGACACGGAGCGCCGAUGGUCACCGUGCCUCUCAUGAACGCUGCCAUAAGGGAGGUGGACAUCCGAGGGGUCUUCCGCUACUGCAACACCUGGCCGAUGGCCAUCUCCAUGCUGGCGUCGGGGAAAGUGAACGUCAAGCCCCUGGUGACCCACCGGUUCCCCCUGGAGCAGGCCGGCGAGGCCUUUGAGACCACGCGUCAGGGUCUGGGGAUAAAGGUCAUGUUAAAGUGUGACCAGAACGAUCAAAACCCCUGAUGUGGCCCGUCGAGGCGAAGCCAAACAGGCCGGCUGAGCGCCGCUCAGCGUGACGGACCGCAGACUGGACGUUGACCUGAAGGAAAAUAACAGAGCGAGUUCAAAGAGCCGCUCGAAGCUCAGAUCCAACCUGCUGUAGCCCGCAGGUCAGACAGGAACUCCUCACUCAAAUGUGCGAGAAAUAAUUCUAUGCUGCUCAGGACGCUUCUGUAAUAGUUGUCUGAUUUUAUUUUUAUGAAUUCUGCAUAUUUUAAAAUAAUUUUUAGCAUUGUAACGGAGUAAAAAAAGACUGAAAAAAUAAAAUGCUGAAAUCACAGAACA